GAUACCUGGCAGGAAACUCUAAAUCAGACUAAUAGUCCCAUGUCUUGAUGUGUUGCAGGUCGGGCAGCAUUCUUCCCAGCAGACCCCUUUAGAUGUUAUGACAUGUGACCUGCGCAGUUCAGUUGAGUUCAUUUACCUCCUGCAGUGACAGAAACCAGAGCAACCAUGGCAGUCGAAAAUGUGAGUGUGGUCUUCAAGCUGUACUGCCUGACGGUGAUGACCCUGGUGGCUGCCACAUACACAGUGGCGCUCAGGUACACGAGGACCAUCUCAGCCGGAGACCUGUACUUCUCCACGACUGCAGUGUGCAUCACUGAGGUCAUCAAGUUAAUACUGAGUCUGGGGAUGCUGUCAAAUGAAACGGGGAGCCCUUCCAGACUGAAGAAAGCCUUAGUGGAACACGUUCUGUGCAGCCCCAAAGAGCUGCUGAAGCUGAGUGUGCCCUCGCUGGUGUACGCCGUUCAGAACAACAUGGCCUUUCUAGCAUUGAGUAACCUUGAUGCAGCGGUUUAUCAGGUGACCUAUCAGCUGAAGAUCCCGUGCACAGCGUUGUGUACAGUCCUCAUGCUGAACCGCUCUCUCAGCCGGCUGCAGUGGUUCUCUGUCUUCAUGCUCUGCGGGGGCGUGACGCUCGUUCAGUGGAAGCCCGCAGAGGCUACUAAAGUCCAGAUUGAACAAAAUCCUUUUGUUGGCUUUGUGGCCAUCGCUAUUGCUGUGCUCUGCUCUGGAUUUGCAGGUGUGUACUUCGAGAAGGUGCUGAAGAGUUCCGACACGUCUCUGUGGGUGAGAAACAUCCAGAUGUACCUGUCCGGCAUCGUGGUCACCCUGAUCGGCGUUUUUGUCAACGAUGGAGAUAAUGUCUUGGAGAAAGGCUUCUUCUUCGGUUACACUCCCUGGGUGUGCUUUGUCGUUUUCCUGGCCAGUGUGGGUGGUCUGUACACGUCGGUGGUGGUGAAGUACACGGACAACAUCAUGAAAGGAUUCUCUGCUGCCGCCGCCAUCCUCCUCUCGACCGUGGCGUCUGUGCUCCUGUUUGGACUACAGAUAACCGUCUCUUUUGCCUCCGGAUCCUUCCUGGUGUGUAUUUCCAUCUACCUGUACGGACUCCCAAAGCAAGACACAAGCAAGCUGAAAAAUGUGGAUCACACGGACCCAGAAUCCAAACAGAAACUGAUCAGUGUGUGAGCCCUCAACCUCACGGACCAGGUCUUUCCUGGAGGGGGGGGGGGGGGGGUCCAGGUCAGCUCUUAUGACCCAAGAGGAGAUUUGGAAGCCACAGUGAACUCUUUUAAGUUGAAUUGGCUCCUCAGUUCAUCACAUAGACGACUAUUGUCCUUCAGUCCAGCUCACACUUACCCACAUGAGACCCGUGACAGUGAUAUGAAUUUUGGGAUAAUAUGAGAUAACGUUGUUUUUUUAUUUCCGUUAAUCUGCCUUUUUUUUAUUUUUUUUUUAAAAGAUGAUAAGAAAUCAGAAACAAUCAGAGAGGUCUUUGUAAUUUAUCUUCAGCCAAUGUUGGAGCUGUUAACACAAACAUGACUGUGUAUUUGGGAUCAGAGGUACGUAUAUAAAUAUCCUCAUCAUGAAGGUUUUUAUUUUAUUUUAGUCUGUUCAAACUGUAAUGUGUGUAUCUCACUUUGUUAUCACAGAGUGCUGAUUGUGAAUGUGCCCGGCUCACAGAGACACACAGAUGACGACAGAAUGCAAUUGUGAUUACUUGUUUAUGACAUCAUCUCUUCAGUGUCUUUUAUCUUUUUGUAUCACAUCUAUGCUGCCUUUUCUCUUAAGUCAUAUUUAAUUUGAUUAAAAGUGACUGGAAAAAGCUUCAA
Messenger RNA from Labrus mixtus (cuckoo wrasse), 1829 nucleotides. RefSeq names its product solute carrier family 35 member A1 (gene slc35a1). The coding region runs from base 166 to 1185 and encodes 339 amino acids. Gene Ontology annotation, cellular component: Golgi membrane. The record is from RefSeq and is a predicted model, not a curated record. Gene Ontology annotation, molecular function: pyrimidine nucleotide-sugar transmembrane transporter activity. The transcript has 8 exons. Gene Ontology annotation, biological process: pyrimidine nucleotide-sugar transmembrane transport. Lineage: Eukaryota; Metazoa; Chordata; Actinopteri; Labriformes; Labridae.